Pocillopora meandrina is the source of this 573-nucleotide messenger RNA. The record is from the annotation of a GenBank genome assembly. NCBI's taxonomy places the organism in Eukaryota, Metazoa, Cnidaria, Anthozoa, Scleractinia, Pocilloporidae.
CCAGCGUCGACUCAAGUUUUUAUUCCCCCGUCAAAUUUGCCCCCGCCGAAAGCGCUUAAUUUUGACGACAAUUUAGCCACCGCAUGGAAAUCGUGGAAAGCAGCGUGGCAGCGCUACGAAAUCGCUACUGGUGUUUAUAAACAAGAGGGCAUAGUUCGUGUGUCGACAUUACUAAGCAUUAUAGGCGAGGAUGGCGUCAGAGCCCACGAUACCUUUAUUUGGAACGAAGACGAAAACGCAGACGACAUUUCACAAGUCCUGAAGAAGUUCGACGAAUUCUGCAUUCCUAGGACACAGGUCAUAUAUGAACGCUACAGGUUCAACAACCGAAACCAGGAACCAGGCGAAAACAUCUCGACGUAUCUUACGGAGCUUCGAACGAUCGCAAAAAACUGUGCACACGAUACAAUCACACCAGAUGAAAUUUUGCGUGACCGCCUCGUGCUAGGCAUACGGGAUGAUCGCGUCCGCGAGAGACUUCUCCGUUUGAAUGAUUUAUCUCUCCUACAAGCAGUUGACAUUAUUAAGUCGUCAGAACAGACCCAACAGCAAGUAAAGCUAAUGGCUGGAGGA